AUGAUUGAUGAUGGAAUACUUGGCGGGAAAGAAAAUGGUACCCGGCUAUACCACCACCUGUUCAACCACUACAACAAGGCGCUGAGACCGGUCAAAGCGCCGGACGACAUCCUGAUGGUGGAGAUCGGGGUUACCCUGACGCACAUCAUUGACAUGAACGAAAAGCACCAGACCCUGACUGCAAACAUAUGGAUGACAAUGGCUUGGAACGACUCGCACCUCACAUGGGAACCCGAGGAGUUCGGCGGAUUCAAGGCCCUCACUCUCCCGGCAGCCGAGAUAUGGAAACCCGACAUCGUCUUGUAUCAAAAUGUUGAUCCAUACUUCAACGGGUGGUCGACUGACGACACGUACAUCAAGGUGUACAGUACGGGGUACGUGCUGUGGGAGAUGCCCACCGUCACCAUGUCCUCCUGUCACCUCGACGUCUCCAGCUUCCCGUUCGACACUCAGACCUGCGUGCUCAAGUUCGGGCCGUGGAUCCACAGCGGCAACGAGCUAGACAUGCGCAGCAUGGCUGACGAGGGAAGCCUGGAGAGCUUCAUCGUGCACCCCGAGUGGGAAGUCGGCUCCUUCAAGGCAAAGCGGCACAUGAUCUGGUACGGCGAGGACUUCAACAUCGGGACGCCCUACGCUGACGUGACGUUCCGGCUCGUCCUGAAACGGAAGUCGACGUUCUACGUGUUCAACCUGCUGCUGCCGUGCCUGCUGCUGACGUUUGUCAUGACGGCCACCUUCUUCUUACCGAGUAACUGCGGGGAGAAACUGUCCUUCGGGGUAUCGCUGCUGCUGUCCAUGGUGGUGUUCCAACUUGUCCUGACCGACGUGCUACCAGAGUCCGACAACUUACCAUGGAUAGGGAGGUUUGUGAUCAUCACGAUGAUCCUGAUGGCCGUGUCUCUCGGCAUGUCUGUGUUCGUCAUGUACGCCUGUGACUCCUCCAUGGGAGCCAGAACCAUACCGGACUGGUCCAGGAAGGUGUUCCUGAAGUACGUGGCGACCCUGCUAUUGAUGGGAGACCUCUCCAAGCAGAGCCUGGCGGAGUCAGCCGACAGCCCGGGGGAGUACAGCCCGCCAGACCUCACCACGCUCAACAGCGUGGACAGCAACAAGCAGCACAACGACAACACCACCAACUCCAACGACAAGACCACGUUAGCCCUCCAUCACAUGGUGGACAAUCUCCAGUGCGUGCAGCAGAACUUGGCGGGACUGCUGACGCACGCGCGCAGGGUGGAGAAGAACAGAGCCCUGGAGAGGGAGUGGAGGAGCCUGGCCAAGGUGCUGGACCGCAUCUGCAUGCUCCUGUACCUGGUCACAGCAACGUCGUGUCUGAUCGCAUUCGCCACAGCGGCCUGAUUCACAACCAGAAAGUACACUCUAAGGCCCCAUUCCCACUCGGAUAAGAUUGUCCGGAUUGAGCCUGUUUGAUCCGGCGUC
Branchiostoma belcheri (Belcher's lancelet) is the source of this 1440-nucleotide messenger RNA. RefSeq names its product neuronal acetylcholine receptor subunit alpha-10-like. Lineage: Eukaryota; Metazoa; Chordata; Leptocardii; Amphioxiformes; Branchiostomatidae. The record is from RefSeq and is a predicted model, not a curated record. Gene Ontology annotation, cellular component: postsynaptic membrane; neuron projection; synapse. Gene Ontology annotation, molecular function: transmembrane signaling receptor activity; acetylcholine-gated monoatomic cation-selective channel activity. The transcript is spliced from 7 exons. Gene Ontology annotation, biological process: chemical synaptic transmission; nervous system process; monoatomic ion transmembrane transport. Bases 1 to 1359 code for a protein of 452 amino acids.